GUUCGUUUACUAUAACCUUAUAUCGGGCUUUCUUUCUUUCAUCCGCUUGUGCCUCUUCCCAUUCAACGACCACGCCUCUAUAACCACGAAUUCUCACCCACCACCACCACCUCGCUUGCUUUCAUUAUUCAUUGCCGGCCAGUUUUCCUUUCAGCUUUGCUGGUUCAUUCCAUCCUCGCUCUCCCAAGCCGCCCCUGGCUCUGUUAAAUAAAUGUCUUACGAUCGAGUUCUCCCCAAGCCUCCUCUUUUACACUAUGAGAGCUCUCGUCACGGCGCCCUGCCCCGGUCAACUAGUAGCCUCCUCGAGCACAAAAUAAUGAAUGACGACGUCGCGAAAGUGUCCAUGAUGGACCGCCAUCUGGACGCAGCGCCUUUUGGGGGUCAUCGUCGGUUCACCGAUACACUGCCCCCGGUUCAUCUCACAUCCCUGAACCGGACCAAGAUGGCUCUGAAUAAGAUUGCCUCCAAUGCAGCCUCUGCUAUCGAAGCUCCCAAGUCGACAAGCCUCUUGACCACCAAGUCUAUCCCCCUUCGCGAGCGUUCAUCCUUGUCAGAGCGUUCUUCAUCGUCCAGUCCAGUUAAAACGUCGAAUGCUCCUACCCCAAGAGAAUCGGCAACUCAGUUCUGUCUCUGUCAACCAGACCCUAAAAUUCCUAGACCGCGAAAUGCCUUCAUCUUGUACCGCCAACAUUACCAAGCCGCAGUAGUCGCGCAGAACCCAGGUCUUGCCAAUCCCGAGAUCUCCAAGAUCAUUGGGGAACAAUGGAGGGGGCUUCCACAAGAAACGAAGGAUGAAUGGAAGGCGCUUGCAGAGGAGGAGAAAGCUCGACAUCAGCAACAAUACCCGGAGUACCGGUAUCAACCUCGUCGCUACGGUCGGGAUGGAAAUCUCCGGAAUGGGGCCUCUGGCAUUAGCCAUAACCCUCCAGGCUCCACGGUCUGCAGUCGGUGUGGCGGACGUGUUAUGAACCCCCCGGUAUCCCCCGACACUCCGUAUACUCCUCGUGUGUCCUUUUUCGGUGGAAAAUCAGCACCUGGCGAGGUUUACACAGCACGCAGUGCUCAAUGUCGAGCCAAGGAUAUUGAUCGCAUCCACAACGUCAUCAAGCUCAUUCCUGGUGGAAACGGAGAGCCACGCCUGCCUCGCCAGCGGUUCGUCGAAAACAGAAGUCGAUCCCCGGAUAGUAAACGCCGGCGGUUGGGCGUCCCCUACGACAUCCGCGAAAGGAGCCCGGAUUCUUCGUAUCCUGUGUCUCCCUACACGCCACGCUCAGCCGUUGCAGACUCCCGAGGUCUGUACCAACCAUUACAGCAUUCGCGGCCGGCCCGGAAUGUCAAGGAUUACACCUCGCCUGAUCCCAGCCUGAAACUUCCACCACUGCAAACAGCUGCCCAUGCUCCCGCAGGAACUCUCACACCAACGACUCCAUACCCACAUGAUGGAUCCAGUAUCGAAGCCACAGUGAUGACGAUCCCAUUUCUCAACAAGAUCAAGGUCCUUGCUAAAAUCUCGCCCCCCUUGUCUCCCACAUACCAUGAUGGAUCCUCGCCGCGACGUGGGGCCGUGAUUGCUGUAGAUGGACAAGAUCCUGCCCUUGUGAAAACGAUGGUCGACUUCCUAAACAACAUCUUACAGAAGGAGGGCAGAUAUCACACCCGUAUUUUUGGGGGACCAGAGAUACGGUCGCGUGAAAGCUACGCCGACUCUGAGCAGAUGGGGGAUGCUACCGUUGACUACCUCAAUAUUAUCUCCUCAUGGCACCGCAUUUCCGACGAAAUAGUUGGUUUCGUCAAGCCUUCGCGUGCGUCGUCGGAGCCUCAGUCUGUUGACGAGGAAGCUACCCCGGGAGCAUCACCGAGGACCAUUAUCCCCAAGACUGCCGAAUUGCAAAUCAACUCGCCCGAACAGUCGAGCGAUAACAGCUCGGUUUCCACGGUCUCAACUGGGCUAAGCUUCAGUGCUGUGCCCGUCGCGCUCGUUCCUCGGUACCAACUGACGACCGCGGACGCUUUCGCUUGUUCUGUCCCAAUCGGGGAUUCAUAUGCACCUCUUGACCACUGGCAGUGGAUGGCAUCUCUCUGGCGUGCGUGUGUAGGGCCAGACAUCACCGUGUACAUUCGAGAAUGCGAGAAGGAAGAGUUGGAUCGUUUAGGAGGGAACCCCGUGGAGGUUCGUCUGAACGACGCGCGGACAAUUGUGGUACGAAGAGUGACGUCGUCUCCAAGUGAAAUAGAGGAGAAGUCUCUCAAAAGAGUUGGCUUUGAGAUUGAGGACUUCCUCACUCAAUGAGCCUGUAUAUUGCUUUUAAACAUUUCGUCUGUCACUCAUAUCUUUCACCUCGGUCUGAAUUUGGCAUUGUUCGCAGGACAUAUAUGGGGGGCUUACUCUUUUGCUUC
This is a messenger RNA of Aspergillus sclerotioniger CBS 115572, 2397 nucleotides long. RefSeq names its product putative HMG box transcriptional regulator. Gene Ontology annotation, biological process: negative regulation of transcription by RNA polymerase II; cell differentiation; anatomical structure morphogenesis. Lineage: Eukaryota; Fungi; Ascomycota; Eurotiomycetes; Eurotiales; Aspergillaceae. The coding region runs from base 212 to 2290 and encodes 692 amino acids. The transcript has 3 exons. Gene Ontology annotation, molecular function: DNA-binding transcription factor activity, RNA polymerase II-specific; RNA polymerase II cis-regulatory region sequence-specific DNA binding. The record is from RefSeq and is a predicted model, not a curated record.